AUGUCACAAACCUACCCUCACCUUGCUUUUGUCUACUUCCGCAGUGGUUACCCGAUAUCGUUCCAAUUUAGGUUCUCGCGCGAUACGCCUUUCGCGGAAUUGAUACCGACGCUUAACUCUCUCUUGCAAUACCCGGAAAAUCGGAAGGUUGUCAAGCUUGAGUACCGUUCUCCUUCACUUGAUGACGAGGGAGACGUCCAGCUCACCCCAUUGGAGGUCAAGAACGAUGAAGAUUUAGCGGUUUUGUGGUCAACUUUUGUUCGAUAUUACUCGAAGGGUCUGAUCGAGUUGAAUGCAAAACUACAAAGAUCGGGAGCUGACGUUAUCAAAAUGUUGUGUCGUCCUCAACUACCAGUGUUUAACAAUAUGUAA
Vicia villosa (hairy vetch) is the source of this 372-nucleotide messenger RNA. RefSeq lists its product as uncharacterized. NCBI's taxonomy places the organism in Eukaryota, Viridiplantae, Streptophyta, Magnoliopsida, Fabales, Fabaceae. Bases 1 to 372 code for a protein of 123 amino acids. The transcript has a single exon. The record is from RefSeq and is a predicted model, not a curated record.